Molecule: messenger RNA, 1149 nt
Organism: Mercurialis annua (annual mercury)
Lineage: Eukaryota; Viridiplantae; Streptophyta; Magnoliopsida; Malpighiales; Euphorbiaceae
Product: methyl jasmonate esterase 1-like
Exons: 5
Coding region: 141-1010 (289 amino acids)
Biological process (GO): jasmonic acid metabolic process; salicylic acid metabolic process
Molecular function (GO): methyl salicylate esterase activity; methyl jasmonate esterase activity; methyl indole-3-acetate esterase activity
Source: RefSeq, a predicted model, not a curated record
UUCAGCAGUGUAUGAUAUUUAUUAAGUCCAUUUCAUGUAAACAGAUAAACUGGAAUUCAAUUUAAAGAAGCCAAGCCUUCAUGACAUCCAUGGAGUGAAGUUAUAAACUUGAUUUUAUCUAUUUUUUAUGGGAUCAAACGAUGUUAUCCUCUAGCUUCCUUUCAAUCAUUCUGUUCGUUUCAGCUUUUCUCGUUUCGGUGUUUUCGUUUCCAAGCCACAUAGCCUUAAAUAAAGAAAUGGAAAGCAAUCCACAACAGAGGCAUUUUGUAUUAGUUCAUGGCGCUUGUCAUGGAGCCUGGUGCUGGUACAAGGUUUUUACACUCCUAAAAUCAGCUGGUCACAAUGUUACUGCUCUAGACCUUGCUGCUGCUGGUGUGAAUCCGAAGCAAGUAGACGAGCUCCACUCAAGUUCCGAUUACUUCGAACCAUUGUUUGAUUUUAUGGAAUCUCUGCCAUCACAAGAAAGAGUCGUUCUAGUCGGCCAUAGUAUGGCUGGCACCGGUAUUGCUAUGGCUAUGGAAAGGUUUCCGCAGAAAAUUUCUGCAGCCGUGUUUGCUGCUGCUACCAUGCCGGGCCCUGACUUGAGUCCUAGUGCUAUUUCCGCAAAGUAUGCUAAAAAAUUCAGCGAUAGCAUGGACAAUCAAUUGUUCUACGGCAAUGGACCCGACAGUCCUCCAACAGCCGUGGUCCUUGGUCCCAAGUACAUGGAAACCAAGUAUUAUCGUUUUUCUCCACGGGAGGAUUUGGCAUUAGCUACAUUUUUGGUCCGACCGGUACCUGUAUUCAGAAAUAAACAAACUGAAAUACACUUUACGAAGGAGAAUUAUGGAUCGGUUCGUCGAAUUUUCGUCGUGUGCGAUGAAGAAAAUGCAGAAGAACAGAUAUGGAUGGUAGAAAAUAAUCCUCCGGAUGAAUGGAAGAUAAUCUCGGGCUCUGAUCACAUGGUCAUGUUUUCCAAAACUCAAGAAUUUUAUUCUUACCUCAUAGAGAUUGGACAGAAAUACUUCUAAAUUGUUCAUGUGCUGAGGUAAUUCGAAAAUUAGAAAAUAUUAAUAAUUUACAUAAUAUCUGUUUUUGACUAAGUGUUAGUUGUAUUUGUAUAAUAAAAUGUAAUUUUCGAAUGCACAUUAUUGAAACUCUAUUUUUUUA